AUGCCAAGCUUCCUGCUGCAUGGUCCCCCACUAAGGCUAUGCAUGGGACUUGUCUGUGUCCUGUCGCUCGGGAACACAGUGUCUGGCAUUACGGGAGAAUCCAAGAAAGAAAAGGGAAUGACCUUCCUACCUAGAACAGUGUCUGUCCUUAGAAGAGAAGAGAGAAAGGAGAAGGGGGUGGCGUUUCUCGCUAACACYGAGGUCCCUGCCAGGUCUGUGGAUCUGUCGGCRCUGAACCUGACGGAGCUCGUGAACGGGAUGCUGAGCAGAGCUUUAAAAGAUAGCAAGAAGUUCUUCUCCUUGCUGAGCAUCACCUCCUACAGCUCCUUCGCCUUCCACAAGUUCUCAGUGGCCAUUUACAACAUUUCUAACCUGAAGACAGUGGACCCGGCCAGAUUCCCCACGAGGUACUGCUACUGCUUAAACAACCGCACCAACGACUUAUCAGAUUUCACAGCCCUCCUGGUGGACAUCAUUGGAAAUUCUACCAGCUACCUCACUGAGAUCUUUAAGUCAACCUCCAUCCUCUCAGUGAGUCAGACCAAUGAAUCCGACUGCCUCUUCAUCUGCGUGAUGGCCGGAGAGUCAGGGCGGAAUCUCUCUGACUUCUGGGAGAUGGUGGAGAAAGCCCCCGUGAUCAACUACACRUUUACCAGCAGCCUGUCUGGAGUUCUGGGUGCUGCAGCUACCAGGGAAGCAGCUGGGAUUUCAGAGCCCACAACCCAAAGCCAGCAAGGCCUGCCAAGGACAGGCCCCCCGCACUGGGCCCACCGCACACACCCGGCUUCUGCCCUGAGCGCCUCCCCGCCCAGGGAGACGACUGCCCCUUCAGAGGGAGAGGCAGCAGGGAGCACAGGCAGGCUCCCUGGGCCUCCUGCAGGGACCACGGCCACAGCCAGCAGGGCCUCCGCCAGCCACCCAGGCUCAGCUACCAGGACAGUGGCUGGAACACAAUGGGUGACAACCAACAGACAGACCUGGGCUCCCACGCUGUCCACGCCCAGGGCUCAGACCCAGGAUGAGACAACACCUGGGGGUCCCCCCUGGGAGACACCCUCCUCCACACCCACAUCUGCCGAAGCUGCAGGGGCCGCUGACACAGAGAGUCUCCCAGGUCCUACUGGGGCCAUGUCCACGCCCAGCAGCCCAGCCCAGCCCAGCCCCACCUCAGGAACGGUCACCCCUGGCACACAGACGCCAAGGCCAACCAAGGCACCAGCCCCCAAAGACCCACAGACAGGUGAUGUCCCUGCAGAGUGGCCAUUUGCUCCUGGAGAAGAACCAGCCCUAAUCCCAGUACCCCAUCAAGUCUCAAGGUGUCCGCAGCCGCUCCUCAAACAGGGGGCCAUGACGGCUGCCCCUCUCACCCUGGCCACCCAGAAGCUCAACCCUUGCCUGAUGGAAUUGUGCCGCUUCUUCCAGCAAUGCCUCUGUGUGAGCCAGAGGAACCCCAGGACAGAGACCAUGAGGUACUGUCUGGAAUAUUACUCCUGGUUUCUGAAGAAUGCAACAUUUAUCUGCCAGAGGGUGAAAAGGGUGUCGUCCUCACACACCUUAAAGCAAAAGUGCCUCGAGAGUAUCUGCGAGUCAGUGUGA
Urocitellus parryii (Arctic ground squirrel) is the source of this 1596-nucleotide messenger RNA. RefSeq names its product HHLA1 neighbor of OC90 (gene Hhla1). NCBI's taxonomy places the organism in Eukaryota, Metazoa, Chordata, Mammalia, Rodentia, Sciuridae. The record is from RefSeq and is a predicted model, not a curated record.